Penicillium psychrosexuale is the source of this 231-nucleotide messenger RNA. RefSeq lists its product as uncharacterized. NCBI's taxonomy places the organism in Eukaryota, Fungi, Ascomycota, Eurotiomycetes, Eurotiales, Aspergillaceae. The transcript has a single exon. The record is from RefSeq and is a predicted model, not a curated record. The coding region runs from base 1 to 231 and encodes 76 amino acids.
AUGGCCGCGGUCCCCGGUUACGGGUCGAGCGCGUCAAACGUUGGUCACUCGGGUCGAGAUAGGGUCGGGGCGGGAAUUGAGGAAGAAGAGUCCAAGACCCUACUCAGAGACACCUGUCAAGGGGGUUCCGGCGUUCUAGUGACGCGGUGUCAGUUGUUGGUUUCAGGUAGGAUCUGUUUCGGAGUGAAGAGGGAUGAAAGAGAAGAGAUGGAGGAAGAAAGCGAGCCAUAA